This is a messenger RNA of Fraxinus pennsylvanica, 873 nucleotides long. The record is from the annotation of a GenBank genome assembly. NCBI's taxonomy places the organism in Eukaryota, Viridiplantae, Streptophyta, Magnoliopsida, Lamiales, Oleaceae.
AUGGCGCCUGCACCAACAAAGGUAGACGUGGGCGAGGGCUCCUGCAGCGCAAGAAGUGAUCAAAGAAAAAAUGAAAAUCUUGAAAUAGGCAGUUGGAGUUUCCUCCAGAGCCUUUCCAAGAUUCCAACGUGUCCUAAAGAAGCAAUGGAAAAGGAAAACUCAUAUGUUCAUAGAAAAUCUUCAUUUCCAAAACUAACUGGGAAAAGCCUGGAUCUUUGUACUGAAAAUUUGGGAAGUGAAACAGGUACUGAAUGUAUCACAGGCAGCACCUGUAUUUUCUCACUGGACACAUUCAGUUCUCAGUGUGAAACUUCAUCUCCAAUGAAUCAGCAAAAUCAAAAGGUGCAUCGACAGAUGAAAUCUUUAAGAAAUAAUAAGAUGACGACUUGUUGUCACAAUUUUCCACCGCCCUUGACAACGAUGAGCAGAUCGAGUUCUCUCCAAAUAAGGGCUCGCCGUGAAGAUGGAAGGCUAAUCAUCAAAGCAGUCCAGUCCCCAUUUAGGCAUUCUUAUCUGCAAACUGAAAGAAGCCACGGCCGCCUUAGGCUGUCAUUUGUCCAAGAUUAUGACUCAAAAUUUGAUUCUGAUCUUAUAAUGAUCACGGAAGAAGAAACUGAAGCUGACUAUCAAUUAGAUGAUAAAAUCAAAAACGAUGCAAAUGAUGGAGAUCAUGAGCUAGAAAAUGAAAAAAUUGUAUCAGAACAAGAUGACGACGAUGAUGAUGAUGAUGAAUGCUAUGUAAAACCGACUGAGGCUACGGAUGUAGAAUUUGAAAUGGAGAAAAAUCAGAGGCUUACCAGGUGCAAUGAAGGUGGACAUGGUACUAAAGGAUUGUGUAAUUUGAAGCCUGCAUUCUGGGUGGCUACUUCCUAA